AUGUACCCUACCACAGGUGUCAACACCCCCCAGAGCGCCGCCUCAUUAAGACCACUGGUGCUAUCGCACGGCCAAACUGAGCACUCGCUGCUGGUGCCCACCUCUCUGUACAUCAACUGCACCACGCUCCGAGACCAGUUCUACGCCUCUCUACCUCCAGCCACUGAAGACAAGGCCGACGAUGAUGAGCCCUCCUCCUCCACAGAGCUUCUAGCUGCCUUCCUGGGAUUUACUGCCAAGACCGUCGAGGAAGAGCCCGGACCAUACGACGACGUUCUCUCUCUCGUGCUUAACGAGUUUGAGACCCGGUACUUGCGAGGUAACGACAUCCACGCUGUGGCCUCCUCCUUGUUACAAGACGAGGACGUGCCUACCACCGUUGGUAAGAUCAAGAGGGUGAUUCGAGCCUACUACGCCGCACGAAUUGCCUGCAACCGGCCCAUCAAGGCCCACUCGUCGGCUCUGUUCCGAGCCGCAUCUGAAGACUCGGACAACGUCUCUCUGUACGCCAUCUUCGGUGGCCAGGGAAACACCGAGGACUACUUUGAGGAACUGCGGGAGAUUUACGACAUCUACCAGGGGCUGGUCGGCGACUUCAUUCGGGAAUGUGGAGCCCAGCUUCUGGCGCUGUCUCGAGAUCACAUUGCUGCUGAGAAAAUUUAUACCAAGGGCUUUGAUAUCGUCAAGUGGCUGGAACACCCCGAGACCAUCCCCGACUUUGAGUACCUAAUUUCUGCUCCCAUCUCUGUACCCAUCAUCGGUGUUAUCCAGCUGGCACACUACGCUGUCACCUGUCGAGUUUUGGGUCUUAAUCCUGGCCAGGUCCGAGACAACCUCAAGGGUGCCACUGGCCAUUCUCAGGGUCUGAUCACCGCAAUUGCCAUCUCUGCCUCCGACUCGUGGGACGAGUUCUAUAACUCUGCCUCUCGAAUUCUCAAGAUCUUCUUCUUCAUCGGUGUCCGUGUCCAACAGGCUUACCCCUCCACUUUCCUGCCUCCCUCCACUCUGGAAGACAGUGUCAAGCAGGGUGAGGGCAAGCCCACUCCCAUGCUGUCCAUCCGAGACCUGUCUCUCAACCAGGUUCAGGAGUUCGUCGAUGCCACCAACUUGCAUUUGCCCGAAGAUAAGCAGAUCGUCGUGUCUCUGAUCAAUGGUCCUCGAAACGUUGUCGUUACUGGCCCCCCCCAGUCUCUGUAUGGUCUGUGUCUUGUGCUUCGAAAACAGAAGGCCGAGACCGGUCUGGACCAAAGCCGAGUGCCCCACAGUCAGCGAAAGCUCAAAUUCACACAUCGUUUCCUGCCCAUCACCUCUCCUUUCCACUCGUACCUGCUGGAGAAGAGCACGGAUCUGAUCAUCAACGACCUGGAGUCUUCCGGUGUGGAGUUUGUGUCCUCCGAGCUCAAGGUGCCUGUUUACGACACCUUUGAUGGCUCCGUGCUGUCUCAGCUACCCAAGGGUAUCGUCAGCCGUCUGGUCAACCUCAUCACUCAUCUGCCCGUCAAGUGGGAGAAGGCCACUCAGUUUCAGGCCUCCCACAUUGUGGACUUUGGUCCCGGUGGCGCUUCUGGUCUUGGUCUGUUGACCCACAAGAACAAGGAUGGAACUGGAGUGCGAACUAUUCUUGCUGGUGUCAUUGACCAGCCCCUCGAGUUCGGCUUCAAGCAGGAGCUGUUUGACCGACAGGAGUCGUCCAUUGUUUUUGCUCAAAACUGGGCCAAGGAGUUUUCUCCCAAGCUCGUCAAGAUCUCCUCCACCAACGAGGUCUAUGUCGACACCAAAUUCUCUCGUCUGACUGGCCGAGCCCCCAUCAUGGUCGCUGGUAUGACCCCUACCACUGUCAACCCCAAAUUUGUGGCUGCCACUAUGAACUCCGGCUACCACAUCGAGCUUGGUGGUGGAGGCUACUUUGCCCCCGGUAUGAUGACCAAGGCCCUUGAACACAUUGAGAAGAACACUCCUCCCGGAUCCGGUAUCACCAUCAACCUGAUCUACGUCAACCCUCGACUGAUUCAAUGGGGUAUUCCUCUGAUUCAGGAGCUUCGACAGAAGGGUUUCCCCAUUGAAGGUCUCACCAUUGGUGCCGGUGUGCCCUCUCUGGAGGUUGCUAACGAGUGGAUUCAGGAUCUGGGCGUCAAGCACAUCGCCUUCAAGCCUGGAUCCAUCGAGGCCAUCUCCUCGGUGAUUCGAAUCGCCAAGGCCAACCCAGACUUUCCUAUCAUCCUUCAGUGGACCGGAGGUCGAGGAGGAGGACAUCAUUCGUUUGAGGACUUCCACGCUCCCAUUCUGCAGAUGUACUCCAAGAUCCGACGAUGCAGCAACAUUGUGCUGAUUGCCGGAUCUGGUUUCGGUGCUUCUACCGACUCCUACCCAUACCUCACCGGUUCAUGGUCCCGAGACUUUGACUACCCUCCCAUGCCCUUUGACGGUAUCCUGGUUGGUUCUCGAGUCAUGGUUGCCAAGGAGGCUUUCACUUCUCUGGGAGCCAAGCAGCUCAUUGUUGACUCUCCGGGUGUUGAGGAUUCUGAGUGGGAGAAAACCUACGACAAGCCCACUGGUGGCGUCAUCACCGUUCUCUCCGAGAUGGGUGAGCCUAUCCACAAGCUCGCCACUCGAGGUGUGCUCUUCUGGCACGAGAUGGACAAGACCGUGUUCUCCCUGCCCAAGAAGAAGCGUCUGGAAGUGCUCAAGUCCAAGCGAGCCUACAUCAUCAAGCGUCUCAACGACGACUUCCAGAAGACUUGGUUUGCCAAGAACGCCCAGGGACAGGUGUGUGAUCUCGAAGACCUCACCUACGCGGAGGUCAUCCAGCGACUUGUUGACCUCAUGUACGUGAAGAAGGAAAGCCGAUGGAUCGAUGUCACUCUCCGAAAUCUUGCCGGCACUUUCAUUCGACGAGUUGAGGAGCGAUUCUCCACCGAGACAGGUGCCUCUUCUGUGUUGCAGAGCUUUUCCGAGCUGGAUUCCGAGCCCGAGAAGGUUGUCGAGCGGGUGUUUGAGCUCUUCCCUGCCUCUACUACCCAGAUCAUCAACGCUCAAGACAAGGACCACUUCCUCAUGCUGUGUCUCAACCCCAUGCAGAAGCCCGUGCCCUUCAUCCCUGUUCUGGAUGACAACUUUGAGUUCUUCUUCAAGAAGGACUCUCUGUGGCAGUGCGAGGACCUCGCAGCUGUUGUGGACGAAGACGUUGGACGAAUCUGUAUUCUUCAGGGUCCCGUUGCUGUCAAGCACUCCAAGAUUGUCAACGAGCCCGUCAAGGAGAUUCUCGACUCCAUGCACGAAGGUCACAUCAAGCAGCUGCUUGAGGAUGGCGAGUACGCUGGCAACAUGGCCAACAUCCCCCAGGUCGAAUGCUUUGGUGGAAAGCCUGCUCAGAACUUCGGUGACGUUGCUCUCGACUCUGUCAUGGUUCUUGAUGACCUCAACAAGACCGUGUUCAAGAUUGAGACCGGCACCUCUGCUCUGCCUUCUGCUGCAGAUUGGUUCUCUCUGCUGGCCGGUGACAAGAACUCUUGGCGACAGGUCUUCCUGUCCACUGACACCAUUGUGCAGACCACCAAGAUGAUCUCCAACCCUCUGCAUCGACUUCUGGAGCCCAUCGCAGGUUUGCAGGUUGAGAUUGAGCACCCUGAUGAGCCCGAGAACACCGUCAUCUCUGCUUUCGAGCCCAUCAACGGCAAGGUCACCAAGGUGCUGGAGCUGCGAAAGGGUGCCGGAGACGUCAUUUCGCUGCAGCUGAUCGAAGCGCGUGGCGUUGACCGAGUCCCCGUUGCUCUUCCUCUGGAAUUCAAGUACCAGCCCCAGAUUGGCUACGCUCCCAUUGUUGAGGUUAUGACCGACAGGAACACCCGAAUCAAGGAGUUCUACUGGAAGCUGUGGUUUGGCCAGGACUCCAAGUUUGAGAUUGACACCGACAUCACCGAGGAAAUCAUUGGCGAUGACGUUACCAUCUCUGGCAAGGCCAUUGCCGACUUUGUCCACGCUGUUGGCAACAAGGGCGAGGCCUUUGUUGGUCGAUCUACCUCUGCUGGUACUGUCUUCGCUCCCAUGGACUUUGCCAUUGUUUUGGGCUGGAAGGCCAUUAUCAAGGCAAUCUUUCCCCGAGCAAUUGAUGCUGACAUUCUGCGUCUGGUACAUCUGUCCAACGGCUUCAAGAUGAUGCCUGGCGCCGACCCUCUGCAGAUGGGUGAUGUUGUUUCCGCCACUGCCAAGAUCGACACUGUCAAGAACUCCGCUACCGGCAAGACUGUUGCUGUUCGAGGUCUUCUCACCCGAGACGGCAAGCCUGUCAUGGAGGUUGUUUCCGAAUUCUUCUACCGAGGCGAAUUCUCCGACUUCCAGAACACUUUUGAGCGACGAGAGGAGGUACCCAUGCAACUGACCCUCAAGGACGCCAAGGCCGUGGCCAUUCUCUGCUCCAAGGAGUGGUUUGAGUACAAUGGCGACGAUACCAAGGACCUCGAGGGCAAGACCAUUGUGUUCCGAAACUCGUCAUUCAUCAAGUACAAGAAUGAGACCGUCUUCUCUUCUGUGCACACCACCGGUAAGGUAUUGAUGGAGCUGCCCUCCAAGGAGGUCAUUGAGAUUGCCACUGUUAACUACCAGGCUGGCGAGUCUCAUGGCAAUCCCGUCAUUGAUUACCUGGAGCGAAAUGGAACCACCAUUGAGCAGCCUGUUGAGUUUGAGAAGCCCAUCCCUCUGUCCAAGGCAGAUGAUCUUCUCUCCUUCAAGGCUCCUUCUUCCAACGAGCCCUACGCUGGUGUGUCCGGUGACUACAAUCCCAUCCACGUGUCUCGAGCCUUUGCUUCCUAUGCAUCCCUUCCUGGAACCAUCACCCACGGUAUGUACUCUUCUGCUGCUGUUCGAUCUCUGAUUGAGGUCUGGGCUGCCGAGAACAAUGUGUCUCGAGUUCGAGCCUUCUCCUGUCAGUUCCAGGGCAUGGUUUUGCCCAACGACGAGAUUGUGACUCGACUGGAGCACGUUGGCAUGAUCAACGGUCGAAAGAUCAUCAAGGUUACCUCCACCAACCGGGAGACCGAGGCUGUUGUUCUGUCUGGCGAGGCUGAGGUCGAGCAGCCCAUCUCCACCUUUGUCUUUACUGGCCAGGGCUCUCAGGAGCAGGGCAUGGGUAUGGACCUGUACGCCUCUUCCGAGGUGGCCAAGAAGGUCUGGGACAAGGCUGACGAGCACUUCUUGCAGAACUACGGUUUCUCCAUCAUCAAGAUCGUUGUGGAGAACCCCAAGGAGCUGGAUAUUCAUUUUGGAGGCCCCAAGGGUAAGAAGAUCCGAGACAACUAUAUCUCUAUGAUGUUCGAGACCAUUGAUGAGAAGACCGGCAACCUCAUUUCCGAGAAGAUCUUCAAGGAGAUUGACGAGACCACCGACUCUUUCACCUUCAAGUCCCCCACCGGUCUGCUUUCUGCUACCCAGUUCACUCAGCCCGCUCUGACCCUCAUGGAGAAGGCGUCCUUUGAGGACAUGAAGGCUAAGGGUCUUGUCCCCGUGGAUGCAACCUUUGCUGGUCACUCCCUUGGUGAGUACUCCGCUCUUGCUUCUCUUGGUGAUGUCAUGCCCAUCGAGUCUCUUGUUGAUGUCGUCUUCUACCGAGGUAUGACUAUGCAGGUUGCUGUUCCCCGAGAUGCCCAGGGUCGGUCCAAUUACGGUAUGUGCGCUGUCAACCCCUCUCGAAUCUCUACCACCUUCAACGACGCUGCUCUUCGGUUUGUCGUUGACCACAUCUCCGAGCAGACCAAGUGGCUGCUUGAGAUUGUCAACUACAACGUUGAGAACUCUCAGUACGUGACUGCCGGUGACCUGCGAGCUCUCGACACCCUCACCAAUGUGCUCAACGUGCUCAAACUCGAGAAGAUCAACAUUGACAAGCUGCUCGAGUCUCUGCCUCUGGAGAAGGUCAAGGAGCACCUUUCUGAGAUCGUCACCGAGGUGGCCAAGAAGUCCGUUGCUAAGCCUCAGCCCAUUGAGCUGGAACGAGGCUUUGCCGUGAUCCCUCUCAAGGGCAUCUCUGUGCCUUUCCACUCUUCGUACCUGCGAAAUGGUGUCAAGCCCUUCCAAAACUUCCUGGUGAAGAAGGUGCCCAAGAACGCUGUCAAACCUGCCAACCUCAUUGGCAAGUACAUCCCCAACCUCACUGCCAAGCCCUUUGAGAUCACCAAGGAGUACUUUGAAGAGGUUUACAAGCUCACCGGUUCCGAGAAGGUCAAGAGCAUCAUCAACAACUGGGAGUCUUAUGAGUCCAAGCAGUAA
This is a messenger RNA of Yarrowia lipolytica CLIB122, 6261 nucleotides long. RefSeq lists its product as uncharacterized. Gene Ontology annotation, cellular component: fatty acid synthase complex. Gene Ontology annotation, biological process: long-chain fatty acid biosynthetic process. Lineage: Eukaryota; Fungi; Ascomycota; Dipodascomycetes; Dipodascales. Gene Ontology annotation, molecular function: [acyl-carrier-protein] S-malonyltransferase activity; [acyl-carrier-protein] S-acetyltransferase activity; fatty acid synthase activity. The record is from RefSeq and is a predicted model, not a curated record.